AGGGUUUCUCGCCUCCCUAUUCGAGCGCCAACUAGACUACAAGCCUGCGCCCAGUCUCUCCAGCCGCACCUCUCUCCCCCCGGCACAGUUAGAGAGAUCACCACCAAGCUUCAGCGGAGAGUUCAACUGUCCAAGAGUUUGUUCAAGAUUAUAGAUUGGAGAGACAACUCCUAUCUCCGAGACAAAACCAAACUAAGAGUUAGGCUGGUGUUAUUGUUGGCAAAAAGGCUGUAAAUGGCGGCAACAGCUACAUAUCCACCUCCACCACCAUACUACAGGUUGUACAAGCAUUACAUUCAAAACCCUAAGUCGGCUCCGGAGCCGCCUCCUCUUAUUGAAGGCACUUAUGUCCUCUUCGGUGGCAGUUACACUACAGAUGAUGUCCUUCCGAGCUUGGAAGAACAGGGAGUUCGUCAGUUGUAUCCUAAAAGACCUAAUAUUGAUUUCAAGAAUGAACUGAGAACGCUUAACAGAGAACUCCAGCUGCAUAUUUUGGAGCUUGCUGAUGUUCUUAUAGAGCGGCCAUCACAAUAUGCAAGGAGGGUAGAAGACAUAUCUCUUAUAUUCAAGAACUUACACCACCUUCUCAAUUCAUUGCGUCCCCACCAGGCCAGAGCAACUCUAAUUCACAUGCUAGAACUUCAGAUACAACGCCGUAAAGAAGCUGUGGAGGAUAUUAAGAGGAGGAGAGAAGAAGCACAAAGACUUCUCAAGGAGGCUCUUGGAACAUUAGAUGGACAUUAGCAUCUGUGAAUAAUAUAUGCAUAUGUUGAUGACUGCAACCCCCAAACUCACAAAAAUGUUACAACUCAUGCAGUAAGUUUAUUAUUGGUUGAAAGCCCUGGAUUUAGGAUACAUUGGAGUUGUAGUUUGGCAAAUGACACGCAAAAUUAGUGGUGACAGUUUCAUUUGUAAUUCUCAAUAUUUGCAGUGCUUGUUAUGAGCAACUUUAGCCAGAUCCUCUACAUGGUAAGUGGGAUAUAUAUACCUGUGGGAUUGAUUUUGCAUUA
This is a messenger RNA of Camellia sinensis, 1010 nucleotides long. Its product is annotated as Mediator complex, subunit Med7. Gene Ontology annotation, biological process: regulation of transcription by RNA polymerase II. Lineage: Eukaryota; Viridiplantae; Streptophyta; Magnoliopsida; Ericales; Theaceae. Gene Ontology annotation, cellular component: core mediator complex; mediator complex. The record is from RefSeq and is a predicted model, not a curated record. Gene Ontology annotation, molecular function: transcription coregulator activity.